AUGAGGCACUCGGAUUUCGUCGAGACUGUCAUUCCUUUUCACAAUCGGAAUCAAAAGAUUUCUGCUUUGGCGACUGGAGACUGGCAAUGGCCUAGCAGCCUUUCUGCACUGCUUCCCUCAUCUCCAGGGGCUUUGGUGGUGAAGCGAUAUUCCAAACAAACCAACAAUUCCUCUCUGAGCUUGCUCCAGCAUGACCUGGAGAGGAGACUCAAGUUCAACUGGAUUGUUCCGAAAAAGCCAUUUGCUCGAACAGUGGCUGUUGUUGGCGGCCGUCCAAUGUACGAUGAGAUUCAGGGCAUGUAUGGCUCGAGGGGCUUUUUCGAAGCUGCUCAGGCUCUUGGCAUGUCAUUGAUUGUCUUUGAUGAGCCAAAUCACUGGCUGAAGAAGGACAAGUAUUCUCAUCUUCGCCAAGAAUUCAUCCCUGUUGAUAUGAGCAACAUCACCGAUCUACCACGGAGGAUGGCGGAUGCUCUCAAAGACAAGCAUGUGGACGGAAUUGUCACAUUCACGGACGGUUUCGUCAUAGCAACUGCUGAGGCAGCUGGGAUCUUGGGGCUUCCCACCGAGCCGCUGUCGAGUAUGAAAAAGGCACAUUACAAGCACGAGAUGCGCCGCCUUGUCAACAGGACCAACAUCCAGGCCAUGCAUCUGACCAGCGUGGACCAGCUAGAAGAUGCCAAGAUGCAGGAAAGCUUCCAGUCACUCAAAUACCCGCUGAUAGUGAAGCCAUCUCGUGGUCAGUUCUCCAGAGGCGUCAAGAAAGUGAGCGGUGAUGCAGCGAUGCGUCAAGCCGUUCGUGAACUUGAUAUAGAGGGCCUUAUGGAGCAAGGAGUACUUAUCGAGACAUACGUCGAUGGACCUGAGUUGGACGCCAACUUUGUGCUCUGGGAUGGUCAGAUCCUCUUCCUGGAAGUUACAGACAAUCUCCCAUGUCCUGGAGAUAAGAGCGCUGCUACUUCAGACGAAAGCUUUGUUGAGACAGUGCAAAUUUCUAACAGUGGCUUACCCGCCAACGAGUUGAGCAUUAUUCGAAACUCUCUCCACGACAGUCUCUUACAGCUAGGCUUUCGAUCUGGUGUUUUUCAUGUGGAAGCUCGGAUGCAAAACUCUUCAAUGCAAUAUCAAGACCUACGAGGCGACAACAUCCUUGAUCUAGCCCCCGUGAGCAGGUCUCGCGAACAAGACCCGGAUGUGUUCCUCAUCGAAGUCAACGCUCGCUCGCCGGGCACAGCGGGAACAUGGGCGAGUCUGUAUACUUACGGGGUAGACAUGGGUGCACUGCAGCUCCUCCACGCUGUUGGAGACGCAGAGCGUUUUGCCUCUCUCUCCCAACCCUUCUCCUCGAUUCUAGGCCGAGAUCAUGUUGAUAUUGGUGGAGGAGGAGGUGCACAGUAUUGGGGCGCGCACUGCAUGAUUCCCGUGCACCGAGAUCAUGUCUUUGUGCCACCUGGUUUUAUCGACAUGGUCCUGGCAGAGAUUCCGCACAUAUCUGCCCAUGUCUCUCGGGCAGAACUAUACGCGGAGGCGGGGACGUUUGUGUCUCCGGGUGAUUCAGCAUGGGUCGCUUACUUUUUGCUGUUUUCAAAGGUGGAUAGGCGGCAUCUGUUGGAGAUGUAUCACCUGGUAGCGCAGGUUUCUAAGAGGAUCUUGGACGAGCACGCACAUGGAGGACCGUGA
Messenger RNA from Fusarium subglutinans, 1677 nucleotides. Its product is annotated as carnosine synthase 1. NCBI's taxonomy places the organism in Eukaryota, Fungi, Ascomycota, Sordariomycetes, Hypocreales, Nectriaceae. Gene Ontology annotation, molecular function: ATP binding; metal ion binding. The record is from RefSeq and is a predicted model, not a curated record. The transcript has a single exon. Bases 1 to 1677 code for a protein of 558 amino acids.